AUGGUCGCAGAUAUGGUGGUGCUACAGGUGGUUGGUGCAGGUGGUGUUGGAUAUGGCAGUGGUGGUGAGGUGUUGGUGUUGGUUUUGGUGAGAGCCUCAUCCACCACCUCCACCUUCCGGCCGCCAUUGUUGUUUGCAUCGGCGCCCGAGCAAUCUAAACAACACUCCAUUCCUUCCCAGCGAAUAUCUCGUCACUCAAUCUCCCCCAACUUGCUUUGGGAACAAAAGCAGUUCACUAAAGAACCCACCAAGGAAAAUAUCAAGGCUAUACCCCCGUCGCCGCCUCUUUCUCCUCGUCCACCGACCCUUCCCACCACCCCCUCUGACGAAGGUGGUUCUUCCCGCAAGUGGGUUUUCGUGGGAGCCGGAAUUGGUGCUUCUGUUUUCUUCCUAGUCUUAAUCUCCGUGGCUUGGUUCUUCCUCCACCGUCGAGCCAAUCGCCACCAAUCUUCACCAACGUCAUCGUCCCUGAUUAAGAAACUGAAUGAUGAAUUUGUAGAGUUCAAGCCAGAGGAGAUAAAUGGAAUUACGACAGAUUUCAAUGAACCUGGUCAUCUGAGGGCACGAGACGCCACCGGUAACGGAGGAGUACUCGCCAAAGCCGCCGAAGCCAUGGUUGAGCGUGAUUCGUCCGCUGUGAAAAUAGUAAUGGAGUCCGUGGAUAUGAUAAUGGACAAUCAUUUCUUUGCAACUGUCCUGGCGGAUUGA
This is a messenger RNA of Fraxinus pennsylvanica, 708 nucleotides long. The record is from the annotation of a GenBank genome assembly. Lineage: Eukaryota; Viridiplantae; Streptophyta; Magnoliopsida; Lamiales; Oleaceae.